GUGUUAAUAUUCUCAAUCCACACAACACAAGCAGCGGCCCAAGUCCACUAAACGUAGCCCUCUGAGGCUCCAUUAGCCUUUAAAAACAAGUCAUCAGUAAAGCCCACUGCUCCAACUCCAAGUGAACACAACGUACCAUAGGAAUGGGAAAAAUAUCCACAUCCUAAUUGAGUAGGAUAAAAUUUGAAUUCGAGAUAUUUUUGGUAGGUAUUUUUUUAUUUAGGAAUCUCAACCCCACGUGCUACUUCGUGGCAGUGGGAAACACCAAGUGGUGUAGCGAGGUUCGAAUCUGAGAUCUCACAAAUCUCAGACCCGAAAGACCACACUCCCAACCAAUUCGUCUGUGUUACCUUUGGCAUUUUUGGUAGGUAUUAGUAAAACUCGAAUUCAAAUAUUACGGUAUGAUGGAUGAAUAUAGUUUUCUCAUUAUUCAACCCGAAUCCUCCCGAUUAUACAUAUGCAUAUGUAUUUAUCUAUAAAUUAUCUUUAUUUUUCUCAUAAUCUUUUAUAUUUACUACACAUAUAUAAUCUUUUCACUAAAUUAUAUUCUUUCCAACUUUUUUCCUAGUAAUUUAUUAUUUUAUUUUAACUCGUGUAUUGCCAAUAUAUGUGUAAUUGUUAAUAUCUUUGCAUAAGUUAUGACGAAAAAUCCAUACCCAUGGAUAUUCAUGGAUACUAGAAACUCGAACCAGCAUAAGAAUAGUUUCAAUUUUCUACUCGAUUCUUGUGUGAGUAUGGGUAAAACCCGAACUACUUUGGAUAUGAUAAUGGAAGAAGAAGCCUUUGUCGGUAUAUUUGAUUACUAAUGCAGUUAACCGCAACUAACCACCAACCAUUUACGAUAUGGUCAUAGUUAGUGAUUAUGUUGUUGUUCGGUUUUCCAUCUCUAAUUACUAGUUAGAGCCUUGUCUUCAUGUGCCGUGUUGCUAGGAAUGACAAUAAGUUGACCUAUUAAAUAAUUCGAUUUAAUUGUCAUCACCAAUUUGAGUAUUGGGUUGAAUCCAAAUGUAUUAUUAUCAAUGAUAAAACAGAUGAACAAAAUGUAUUGGGGUGGACGUUCGUACAGUUUUAACUGUUACUCAUGAACUACCCGGUUUGACUGGUCAAUUUGUUCACUAUUUUAACCAUAAAAGGGUAAGAAAAAAUUUUAACAUAAAUUAAGACCUCCAACCUGAAUUACUAAUUUUAUUUUGCUUUAUUUUCUUCAUUUAUCAGCCUAUUUGUCGACUUUACAUGAUUCGCUAUCUAUUGUCACCUGAAUUACCGUAAACACUAAUUUUUCUAGUUAAAAAUGAGUAAUGUAAGAAAAUCAAAUCACAAUUCCUGUGUCAUGUUACUAUUGUUUUGCACUUUUGCCUACCAAGUGUCAACAAAUCAACCUUUUUUUUUAAUCAAAGACGUAAAACUGGUUUUUUUUUCCUUUUCCCAUAUAUUGACCGAAAACUGAGUAUUUCACUUAAACGACCUGCCGUUUCGUGCUUUAUUUCUACGACUCCGAGUGGAAAAUGGAGCGGCGAGGAUCUCUGCGAAGAAAUAGAAGAAUAUCCGCGCACUACGAAAUUAGGGUUUUGGCUUCCCCGCAUAUAUAAUCUCUCCCACUCGCAACUUCACUUCUCCUCUUUUUUUCCGGCUGAACGACUCACUCAGAUCUUUCUUCCUUCCAAAUCUCUUCUUCAAAGGCUUCCGUCGCUUUUCAGGAUCCAUGGCGGUCACCUUCUCAGAUCUCCAUACCGAGGCUGGCCUUAAGGCCCUGGAAGCCUUCCUUGCCGGGAAAUCCUACAUCUCCGGGGAUAAGUUCACCAAGGAUGAUGUGAAGGUUUAUGCUGCUGUUCAGAGCGUUCCCGGCGCUUCCUUCCCCAAUGCCGGCAAGUGGUACAGCUCUGUAUCUUCAAAGCUUGCUUCAAGCUUCCCUGGAAAGGCUGCUGGUGUUGGAGUUGGUGGCGCUGCCGCCGCCGCCCCUGCUAAAGAGGCUGCUCCUGCUGCUGCUGGAGAUGAUGAUGAUGACUUGGAUCUUUUUGGCGAUGAGACCGAAGAGGAUAAGAAGGCAGCAGAGGAGAGGGAGAAGGCCAAGUCUUCUACCAAGAAGAAAGAGAGUGGGAAGUCAUCUGUUCUGUUGGAUGUUAAGCCUUGGGACGAUGAGACAGACAUGAAGAAGUUGGAGGAGGCAGUGAGGAGCAUUGAGAUGCCUGGUCUCUUCUGGGGAGCAUCAAAAUUGGUCGCAGUCGGUUACGGAAUCAAGAAGCUCUCGAUCAUGAUGACCAUUGUGGAUGAUGAAGUCUCCGUGGAUACACUCAUUGACGAGUACCUCACAGUUGAGCCCCGCAAUGAAUACAUCCAGAGCUGCGACAUUGCUGCCUUCAACAAAAUUUAAGUUAGUUCUUUUUUUUGUUGUACUCCCCCCUUCUGACUAGUUCUCUCUGCCCCGUCGUUGGAGUUGUGGUUUUUCUGCAUUGUGGUCUUUUUUUCCUUUUUAGUGAUACGAGGGAGAGGGAGAAAUCGUAGAUAUGGGCUUAAACUAUGUGCCCUUGUUUGCUUGGUGAAAGGUGAAUGAAAACGUUGAAUCCAGUUUUGGUUGCUUUUGCUGUGGGACUCUUUGACAGACGUCGGUAAGAUAUCAUAUAUUGUGAAAUCACCUGGUUUGAGGUUUCUGAAUGCUUCUGCAUGAGCAAUUGCACUGGGAAAGUUAGUAGAAGCAGUUGCAAGGUGGUUGGUUGAGCAAGUGCUAUACAGUAAUGUGGCGAGGGAUGCUGCUCCAGGAACGAUAGAUCAUUAGCUUGUUCACUCUCUUGCUCAUUUCUUUUAUCAAUUUACCUGAGCUCAAAUGCAUCUCUUUGUGUAGUUCAUUAGGUGGCUGGAUUAGUCGGUGAUUUUAAGCUUGUACUUAAUGCAGCAGGCCUUGUAGUCAGACCUGUCGAGCUCAUCGCAUCAUCAUGCUAAACUUCUAAUCUCGAGUUAACUCUUCAAACGUAAGAACCAAUUCGUCCUAUCGUCUUGUAUUUUUUGUAGUAGUACUUGACGCAUCCACCUUAACUCCUUUUUGUAAAUCAUAAUUCAACUUGCACCACUCAGCAACCCACCCAACCCAACUGAAAGAAGAAUGCAAGUGAAUUGUGAGUCACAAUGGCAGUCCCUACGGUGCAUGGUCAAAAAUACAAGUUUAAAGUGCUUGGCAAUGCCAAAACAUCUCGUUUAUUGGUUUUGCUGCGAGUUAGGUACGAAGAAUCAGUGGCAGACCUAGCAUUACUAGAUAGGAGAAAUUUUACAAUGCUAUAUAAUAUUGGUGCUAUAGGUUUUUGUCUUUAUAGUACAACUUAGAAUUGUACAUUUACGUUAUGGUACAACUUCAGAUUGUACCUAUACUUUUUGUGCAAAUUCUUUUACGGUACAAUUUGAACUUGUACCUUUAUGUGAUGGUACAACUUCAAGUUGUAAAGUUGUACCGUAACAUAGUGAUACAAAUUGCUUUAUGGUACAACCUAAACUUAUACAUUUAAUGUUAUGGUACAACUUUGAGUUGUACAUUAAAGCAUCAAUACUAUAUAGCAUAGUAGAAGUGCUCUACUAGAUAGGUGUGUCGGUAAAUAUAAAUAGCGGAAUAUUUUUUAACUAAUUAAAAGAAUUUUAAUUAAUUAAAAAUAAAUAUAUAAGAUUUAUUCUUAAAAUUUCAUUGAUUUUUAUAGCGAAACACGACAACUUUUCAUAUUAUGAAAGGUUCUUAAUUAUAUUUGUCACUUAUAUUGCAAAUUAAACCCUUUUUUAUGUGCACAACUAAACAAUUAUUCGUAAAUUGGUCACUCUACUAUGAGCAGAGACCUUUUUUAUUUGCAUAUUGGCCUCUCAAUAAACAUAAUAUUAGAGGUAGAAAUGUGGAUUAAAAAAGGUAAGAGGAUAAAUAGGUUUAUUAAUGUAAGUAAGAUGGAGUUUUCAUUUUUGUCCAAUCAAAAACGAGAAGUGAUGUGAUAAAAUGUUUAUGCAAAUUAGUUAUCUAGUAAUAGAGAUAAGUAUAUUAUCGAUGAUAAAAAUUAAGGAAUUGAAAGGAACAAAUUAAUUUUCUAUAAUUUAAUGUAAAACAAUAACUAAAUCAAAAACCAAAUUGAAAAUUUAACCUCAUGAAAAAUCUAUGGAAAGAAGCUAUGGGAAAAGAUAAUAUGUAAUUCACCAUCUAAUUACUUGAUUGAACUCAUUUAUUAAUCAAUUAAUUCUCAUUCAAAAUUAUUGAUGUAAUCUUUAAGGUGAUUGUUACUCUCUGAAUACUCCGCAUGCUAAGUAGUCAAUUAACUGUUUACUCUCGUACAACCAACUAAUUAUCUCCUAUAUUUACAUAUUUUAAUAACUUUAUGACAACGAA
Linum trigynum is the source of this 4348-nucleotide messenger RNA. The record is from the annotation of a GenBank genome assembly. NCBI's taxonomy places the organism in Eukaryota, Viridiplantae, Streptophyta, Magnoliopsida, Malpighiales, Linaceae.